AAAAAAACCAUCCGCCGGAGGCCGGAGGGCAGAUUCUCCACCAUCGCCUCCACUCCACCCUCACUACGCGAAUCCGCGGCGAACCCCCCUCUCGGAUUCCUUCUCUCCUCCCCGCCCCGAUCGCGUCGUCCAGAGACCGCCAGGCUCCGGCGCCCCCGCCCGCCCGGGCUCGCCGGGGGUCGGGAUGCCCUGCUGCUCGCCGUCGCUGCUCGGAGUCGGGCCGCGGGUGCGCUCCUUUCUCCGCGACUACGACGCCCUCCAGUCCCUCGCCCUCGCACUCAUCUACCUCCAGAUUGGUUGUGCGCUGAUUGGGUCACUUGGGGCAUUGUUCAAUGGGGUUCUUGUGAUCAACCUAGUGAUUGGUCUAUUUGCUGUUGUUGCAAUCGAGAGCAGCAGCCAGAGACUUGGCCGGACAUAUGCUGUCCUUCUCUUCUUUGCUGUCGUCCUUGACGUUGCUUGGUUUAUACUCUUCUCCCAUGCUAUCUGGACUAUUAAUCCUGAUGAGAAGUAUGGUGAACUUUUUGUUUUCUCACUCAGACUAGCAUUGUGGAUGCAAAUAAUUGGGUUUUCAGUUAGGUUUUUGUCUUCAUUCUUAUGGAUUCAAAUGUAUAGAUUAGGGGCUUCUUCCAGCACGCCAACAUAUUUUGAAACCAACCAUGAAGCAAGAAUUAGUUUCUUAAGCCCUAGAUCUGAUUCAGUUAGACGGAGUCCUACGGCAGAUGAUAUAUUGGGAGGUUCGAUCUAUGAUCCUUCUUACUACUCGUCACUGUUCGAGGAUGUCCGAAACAAUGCAUGCAAUCAUCAGGGUGAUAAACAAAGUGGUAGUAAUGACAGUGGUUCAACAUCUGCAGGCCAGACACCACGACUUAAAUCUUUUGCUAAUGAUGUGGAAGGUGGACUAAAAAGACCGUUGAACUCCUAGGGAUAAAACAACGGGCUCAUCUUGGGAACCUAAAUCCUGUAGCCACCGUUCUCUUUGAAGCAUAGAGGUUUGCACACCGCAGCAGUUUAUUUCUCAGACCAGCGGGAAGGGGGUGUCCAACGAAAGGAGCUUGGCAAAUACUGUAACGGCGACUGCCUGUGUUGCCGAGCAUCCACAGCAGCAUCGGUGCCAUUUUGGAGCACCGUUCGUACUCAGCGAGCUUGAGCCGGAUGUUUCUGCAAAUAGCUGUCCAAUGUUGGUGUUGCAUAUCGACCUAUGCCAUGCGAUAUGUUUACUGCCCAUCAUGUCCCAUUUUUCAGACCUCUCUUCCUGUUUCUUUUAACUACCAAGGAAAAUGAAGCAAGUAGUUCGUUAGUUCUUUAGUCACUUAGUUAUUUUCUAGCUGUAGGCUGGCAGUUGCUUCUCUUCUAGCAUUUUGGUCAUUGUUCAUAGCAUUUGUGUUGACAAGGAACAGAUCUCUAGAUCAGUGAAAGGAAACAAAUGUAAGUUUCAUUCUGUU
Molecule: messenger RNA, 1442 nt
Organism: Zea mays
Lineage: Eukaryota; Viridiplantae; Streptophyta; Magnoliopsida; Poales; Poaceae
Source: RefSeq, marked validated